Molecule: messenger RNA, 4310 nt
Organism: Chlamydomonas reinhardtii
Lineage: Eukaryota; Viridiplantae; Chlorophyta; Chlorophyceae; Chlamydomonadales; Chlamydomonadaceae
Exons: 12
Coding region: 92-4087 (1331 amino acids)
Biological process (GO): interkinetic nuclear migration; positive regulation of centriole elongation; centrosome cycle
Cellular component (GO): centriole; centrosome
Source: RefSeq, a predicted model, not a curated record
UAUAAAGCAACUUCGGGCUCAGAAGCCCCAACCAGUUGCCCAAAGCAAGUGAUUGUUGACCGCGAGAAGUCGUUGUCGCCAGCGCUGGAAAAUGGCGAGCCCUGGUGCAGAUGACCAGCGCACAUACAUUCUCAGCAUCAGUUUCUUGGACGGCAAGGGUUUCGGGCCGGAGUUGCAGGCCGUGACCUGCGCGGCCACCUUUGCUGGGGAGACCAAGCUGACCCCCUACAGCGUGGGCAGGGAGACGCAUGUAUGGAACACCACCAUGCAGUGGCGCGUGACGAUGGACCAGUUCCGCCGCCUGUCGGCGCUGGGGCAGAAGGACUGCAAGGUGGUGCUGUCCGCCAAGGAUGGCACCAAGCUUGGGUGGUUUCUCAUCGACAUGCGCGCAGCCAAGCUGCAAGCGCAGUACAAAAAGGACGACGGCGUGUGGAACACUCUCUCCGGCGCAAAGAAGGGCGAGACGCCGCAGGUGUGCGUCAUGGCGUUGUUCUACGAGGACCGACCGGACGCCUGGUCGCCGGGGCCCAAGCAGGCCUCGCCCGGGCGCCAGCGCGCCCCCGGGCGUAAGCCCGCCGCCGCCAGCCGCGCAAACGGCGGCGGCGACGGCGCCGACGACGUCGGCGCCGGCGGCGACCUCCCGGGCCCGGGCGACGGCGCCGCCUUUCCUAGCGCUCAGGCAGCAGGAGGUGGCGACGCCGGCGCUGGUGACGGCGCGGGGUUUGUGGCGGCAGGGGAGCCGCCUGGCGCCAACCCGACUGCGGGGCUGCCCAACUUCGGCAGCCCGCCGCGGCGCGGCCCCGCCGACGACGGCCCGUUCCGGCACUUCGCGCUGACGGUGGACGUGCGCAGCUUCCAGAGCACCAAGCGCCUGCCGCUCAGCAGCGCCAGCGUGUACGUGCAGGCCGUGCUGCCGGCGGAGCUGCUAGAGCUGGUGGUGGGCAGCGGCUUCAAGCUGCCCUCGCGCCUGGCGCCGCUGACCAGCCACCCCGCGGUGGACAUCCCGCGCGGGGCGGAGGGCGCGGUGCCCAACGCCUACGGCACGCUGGAGUUCUCGGCGGGGGUGGUGGAGCUGGCGCGGGUGCUGGCGCGGGAGCCGCGCAUCAGCGUUGAGGCCUGGCACAAGGAGCGGUUCCGCACCGACAUGCUGCUGGGCUCGGGCAGUGUGCCGCUGACGCCGCUGCUACAGGGCGCCUGGGUGGACGGCUACGCGCCGCUGUUCGCCGUGGUGGCCAGCAGCGUGGGCGGCGAGCUGCGGGAGGAGCGGGUGCAGAUGGGCAUGUUGCGUGUGGUGCUGGCACUGGAGGACAAGGGCCCCGCGCCGCAGCCCGGCAGUGAGGCAGCAGCCGCCGCUGUGGCCGCCGCCGCGGCUGGGGGCGGUGGCGCCGCGCGCACCUCCGCGCUUGUGGCUGCCACCUCUGCUCCCGCGGCGGCGGCUGCGGCUGCCGCCAAGCCCGACCCCUAUGCGGCGGACGGUGACACUGGCGGCCUUGAUGCACUUGUUGCUGCACCUGCCAACAUCGGCGCCGCCGCUGGGGACGGUGGACUUCAGGUCCGUGAGAUUUAUCCCGACCCCACCGCUGCCACCAGGGCGGCGGCCGCCGCGGACGCUGCCGCGGUGGGCCUGCCGGCCGCGCACGCGGUAGCGCCGCCGCCGGCGCUGCUGCUGCCGCCGCCGCCCGCCAUGGCUCUGGGUGGUGGCCCUGUGCGGCCGCCAUCUGGCAUGGGGCUGCAGGGCUCGCCCGAGUUCGAGGCGGCCUGGGAGCUGGAGGUCUGGAAGAAGGCUGAGGAGGCGCGCUGGCGCUCGGAGCUGCGCGAGCGCGAGGCGCAGCGCAUGAUGGUGCUGGAGGCGGAGUGGCGGCGGCGGGAGCGGGCGCGCGAGGCAGAGAUCGGCGCGCUCAAGGCCGAGUACCUGGGGCUGGAGGACCGGGCGCAGCAGGUGCUGUCCUCGGCCGAGGCCCGGGAGCGGCGCAUCCUGGCCGCCGAGGAGGCGCUGCUGCGGCGGCGCAAGGAGCUGGAGCGGGAGGCGGGGUCGCGCCUGGCAGAGGCGGAGGCGGCGGUUCGGCGGCUGCAGGUGGAGUGCGAGCACCAGCUGGACAUCGAGCGGGACAGGAACGCCGAGCUGGUGCGGCGUGUGGCCAUGCUGGAGGAGCGGCUGGCGGCGUCUGACGCCAGGUGCCUGGCAGUGGAGAACGAGUUCGCGGACUUCCGCGCCGCUUCGCGCUCCACUCCUGAGGCAGAGCUGGCUCGGCAGCUGGCGGCGGCGCGGGAGGCGGCCAAGGCGGCGGAGGUGCGCGCCGCAAAGGCCGCCAAGGCCAAGCAGGGCUACAAAGACCAGGUCCGCAAGCUGGCCGAGCAGCUGGCCUCGCUGCAGCGGCGACGCCAGCGGGAUGAGGACGUCGCGUUCGGGCGGCCUGCGGGUGCCGGGCUGGGCGGCGGCGGUGGCGGCGGCCAGCUGAGCAUGUCGCUGGUGGGGCCGCCGAUGAGCCUGCGGGCGGCGGCCGAAGACCAGAUCAGGGCCGCGAGCUCGCAGCAGCAGGAGCUGGCAGCCAUGCGGCUGCAGCUGCAGGCCAUCAAGGCCGCCGCCCUGGCGCAGCUGUCGCCGAGCUCGUCGCCCCGCGCCGUCCAGGACGCCUCAGCCGCCGCCACGCAGUCAGCUGCUGGGGGUGGCGCUGGGGCAGCGGCUGCCGAUGACGCGCCGGACCUGCGAAAUUCCGACCAGCAGCGCGACGGCCGCCAUGCAGCCGAGCGGCAACCCGCUGCAGCCGCUGGUGCCGGCACUGCAGCAGUGCCAGGUGGCGGCGCGGCCUCUCGGGGGGCAUCAGUCGCCAGCGAGGCAGCCCGCUCGCUCUUCCCGCCCGAGCCCACCCCGGCCAGCUCCGCCUCCAGGCCUGCGGGCUCAGGGCCUGGCGCGCCGUCGGCACAGGGCGGCGGACCGCCGCGCUCUGCUGCAGCAGCCUCAACGACAACGACCAGCAGCAGCAGCGAUCCCACCAGCAGCUCUUCGGUCUCCGCCCCCUCUGCAGGCAUGGCGGCCGUCACUGCGGGUCAACUGCGGCACGCACAUGAGGACUUGUAUGCCGCCGCGGCGGCCGCGCAGCAGCGGCUGUUCCCGGCAGCAGCACAGCGCGCCCCGGCAGGCCAGGCGGGCAGCAGCGGCAGCGCCCCAGCCGGCCCCGCCCACAGCGGCGGUGGCGACCGCUGGGCGGCGCCGCGAGUGGCUGCCAGCGCGCCCGGGGGGCCCGGCGUCGCCUCCGGAGCCUCACCGCCGUCAGUCGCCGCGACGCCGCAGUCUGCGACCCCGCAAGCCACAGCGGCUGGGACCGACUCAGCGCCCCCGUCAGUCGCCGCUUCGGCGUCUGCAUCAGCGCCGUCCACUUCUGCGGCGGCGGCGGCGGCGGCACAGCGGACCUCCGCUCCCUCCUUGUCACAGGCUGCUCACGGGCCUGGGCAGCCGCUGGGUCAAGGCGGUGAUAGCCGCCCCAGCGCCGCCAGCAACGCGAACCCGCCACGCAACGACGGCGGAGCCGGCGGCCGCGCUGCCGGGCCAGGCGCGGGUGCUGCCGGUGGUGCUGGUGCUCUGUCGGAUGAGGAGAAGCGCAGCCUCGCGGACCACCUCGCCACCGCCCACCAGUGGCGUCAGCAGCAGCAGCAGUACGCGAGGGAGGCUGAGGGCUUCUCGCCUGCCAGCUCGGCCGCCGCCGCCGCCGCCUCAGCACCCUCCUGGUUGGAGCACGGCCGCGAGUUCCUAGCUGCGCAGCAGCAGCAGCAGCCCUACUCCAGCUCCCAGCAGGCGGCCUAUUCCUACAGCGCAGGCGACCUCGGCGGCGGCGGGAGCAGUGGCGGCAGCAUCGGGGCUGGCGGCGGCGGCGGUGGUGACGGCGGCAGUUAUAACAUGUACGGCAGCGGCAGCAGCUUCCGGGACCUGGUGGGCCCCACGGCAGACCUGGCCGAGAUCCAGCGGUUGACACGGCGGAAGAUGGAGCUGUUGCAGAGCGGCGCGUACGGCCUGCACGACACGGUUAUUCGGUUGUUGGACGAGCGGAUCCAGGCCCUCAUGGCAGAGAGCGCCGGGCUGCCGGCGUAGAGGAAGGGAGGGUUGGGGAGUGUUGCGAGGUGGAAGCUGACGGGCAAGGCUGUAUGACCGACGUGCUUGCAUGUGUGACUAUAGCCCUGUCUGGCAUGACUGGGGAGUGACAUUCAUGUGAACAAGACGUCAGCGUUGGUGUCCGGUGAUCAUGGCCAAGUGGCCAACUGCAAAGUUGGCUAAGAUUCAAAGCGUCCGCCUCCGCUUGUAACACUGCGAGCAG